UCCCCACCACUCCCCCCUCUCUCUGUCUUUCCCCACCAUUCUCUCUCCCUCCCCUCCAUCUCUAUAGUUGCUGAGUGAGAAGAUAAGUGGUGCUGAAGGGACAAAGUUAGAUGAAGACUUCAUGGAGAUGGAGAGGAAAAUCGAUGUCACCAACAAAUCAGUGUUGGACCUCUUGACCAAAACAACAGAAUACCUACAACCUAACCCAGCUUCCAGAGCCAAGUUGGGGAUGUUAAACACAGUGUCGAAGAUGAGAGGACAGGUGAAGACCACAGGAUACCCACAGACCGAGGGCCUACUGGGGGACUGUAUGAUGCGCUAUGGACAUGAUCUGGGAGACCAGUCCUCCUUCGGCGGUGCGUUGGUGGACAUCGGUGAGGCCAUGAGGCAGAUGGCCGAAGUGAAAGACUCUCUGGACAUCAGUGUCAAACAAAACUUUAUUGACCCGCUCCAGAACUUACAGGACAAAGACCUCAAGGAGAUCACGCAUCACCUGAAGAAGCUGGAGGGGAGGCGGUUGGACUUUGACUAUAAGAAGAAGCGUCAGGGGAAGGUGCCUGACGAGGAGAUCCGUCAGGCGGUUGAAAAGUUUGAGGAGAGCAAAGAGCUGGCCGAGAGGAGCAUGUUCAACUUCCUGGAGAACGAUGUGGAGCAGGUGAGUCAGCUGUCAGCGUUGGUUGAGGCGGCGUUAGACUACCACCGUCAGUCCUUGGAGAUCCUAGAAGACCUCAACACCCAACUACAAAACAGGAUAUCCUCAGCCAGCAGUCGACCGAAGAGAGAAUUUAAACCAAAGUCCAUCAUGAGCAACAUUGAGACCAUAGACAACACUCAACACAAUGGAACAUAUAGCUCCUCACUCAAGUCAUCAGACAUCCAGAUCAACCACACAGUAAAUGGAAAUGGGAAAACUGAUCCCUUCACCACCGUUCCUCUGUCCUGGCCAGAGAGUCCCACUUUCAACGGCCACCAAUCGGAGGUGCUGGACCAGCCGUGUGCCAGGUCCCUGUAUGACUUUGAGCCAGAGAACGAUGGUGAGCUGGGCUUUAAGGAGGGUGACAUCAUCAUCCUCACCAACCAGAUAGAUGACAACUGGUACGAAGGCAUGAUAAACGGAGACUCUGGCUUCUUCCCAAUCAACUAUGUGGAGGUUAUCGUACCCCUGCCCCAGUGAGACAGGAACGGACAGGACACCACCCAAUCAGGGACCAAUCUCCAGAGCCCAACCUCCUCACAGCCUCCCCUAGUUCCUACACCCUAUGCACCUGUGGAGAUCUGAGAGGAUGUUGUUAUUUUGAUUUCAGAGUUAUUUCCAUAUAGAUUGCACCGGUCGAAUCCGCUCAGAUCUCCACAGGUGCAUAGGGCGCAGGGUCUUGGUGUUGAUUUGGGAUUAUACACAGUGUCCAUUUCAUCAGACUUCAAUCCCCACCCUCAAGCCUCCUGUCAUCAACCCCCAGCCUCCAGUCCCUACCCUUACAUCCUCAACCUUAGAAACACAGUACUCAAUCCCAAAUCGACCCUAUACCCUAGACACUUUCGUAGAUCUGAAAAGAUUGGACAGGUAUAAGGAAGGAAGUGGACAUUCUAAGCAGCAUAUCAGAAGGCAGAAUGAAGCUAAUCUGAUCUUUUUAAUACCAAUCCUUUAAGAUCAAUAGGAGUGUGUAGGGGUUAGAGGGAAUAUGGGUUUAUUUGGGAUUUCAGCAUAACUCUCAGCACAACAACUCUCAGCACAACAACUCCUAGCACAACAACUCCUAGCACAAACCUGUCUAAUUUAUUGUCAAAACGACAUGUAAUCCCUAGUCUCAGACUACAACCCUCUAAUACCCCAGCACCCACACAGCCCCUAACCCAAACCACAAACUUCAUGAAAUCGUCAUAUGAAAUUGAUCACAACACACUUCAUCAAAGUCCUCCUCAGAUGACCACGCCUUGCUUUUCGCCACAGUCAUUCAAUAAGUGUACAACUUUUCUCUUUGUCUUUUACAAUAUUUAUUUUCUACAUUGUUCUUUUCAUGGUUUGUGGAAUGUGAAAAUCAGGGUUCCUCCCCCAAACUGUGUUCCAUUUGGAGCAGCUCCAGGUGAAGCCAUCAGACAAGACGACUAAAAUAAUCACCUGACAAUCGCUGUGUAAUAGGUGUGGACUAACUGAAGAAAAGUCAUUCCAGGUUAUCAAAGAGGAUGCUUUUCUCAUGAUCUGCCACCAUGAGAAAACAAAAUGGAGUCUCCUGGAAAAAUCCACAUUGCUACUGUGCAUCUCCAUUUGGUUCGGGUUUUCCUGUGUAACUCUUCUUCAAGUGUUGAUGUUGAGUUAGGAGUGGUCUUUUUGUUCCUUUUCUCUGCUGUUAUCUGUAGGGCCAGGAGUUAUGCCUGACCAUGUUACCUGACCAAUACAAACUCUCGUCCAUAGUUCUAGGUUAUUAUAGGCUUUAACAUGUGCCCAGAGUUGUUCCUGUUGUCCGUCUGCCUGCUUGUCUGCCUGUUGUGCUCUUAAGUGUUAUCCCAAACACAUAUUUUUAAACUGUAAGGAACUAAUUUUACAACUCUGAAUGUCCCUCUCUCUCUCUGUGUUUACAUGGUCUGGUCUUACUGUGACGUAAAGGCUCCUCUAAGGACUGUACCACUGUUCUGUGUCAGAUGGGGGUAAAUGCCUUGACCCACUUGGACCGUUUAAGUGCUUUUUAAAAUGUUGUCUGUAUUGCACUGAAGCUGUAGACCCGAACGCACACCUCCGGACAUGCACAUACUGUCUGUUUUCUAGUUUCUCCUCAAGCACUGCACUUUCUAUGUCCUUCACCAUGAGAGUACAGUACCGUCUGAUGGUGAAUAAAUAGAUUGAUAUGGACCACGAUAUGUACUGUAUGUGAUGAAACAGUUUGUCUGCCAUGUAACGUCAGACCACCAUUGUAGAUUGAAUGAAGUCUCCAAAUGAUACACAUUAAAGGCACACUUUGUCACUUUUCUUUCCCCUGUGGUCGUGCCACAAAGUACUUACACACUCCAAACCAAACUAACAUUGUUUGAUUCACAUCAGUCAGGCUCUUCUUUGUCUUUGUACUUUGCACUUGCAAAGACUCUCAAGCCUUCAAAACAAACAGGUGUUAUCUAAAGCCUCACAGGUGACCAGAAAUAGAAGCAAUGAAGUGUGCCUUUAAUGAGAUAUGCCUGUCUAGUAUCAUGUCUGAAGUCCGAUAACCCUGGGCUUAUUUAGGAAGUGCAGCAUUGCUCUGACCUGACCUUCUAAUUGACACGUCUCUUUAGCCUGAUAGUUGGUUUUUAACUGCCAAUAGUCUCUCUCUCUCUCUCUGCUGAGAAUGGAAUUCAUCAGAGCCCUAUAAUAAGUAUUAUGUACUGUGUAUAUAUAGCUCUGGGCUUUAUAUGUUCCCCAUUCAACAGAAUGGAUAACUCUAGAAGGAUUGAACAACAAUGCCAUAACUGAAUCAUCAGCAUGGAUGGUCAUUUGUUUUCCUUUUUCAUUUAGAAAAACAGUAUUUGAAAAGCCACUGUAGUGUGUGGACAUUCCCUUUACCCAAAGCCACUGUAGUGUGUGGACAUUCCCUUUACCCAAAAGCCACUGUAGUGUGUGGACAUUCCCUUUACCCAAAAGUCACUGUAGUGUGUGGACAUUCCCUUUACCCAAAGCCACUGUAGUGUGUGGACAUUCCCUUUACCCAAAAGUCACUGUAGUGUGUGGACAUUCCCUUUACCCAAAAGCCACUGUAGUGUGUGGACAUUCCCUUUACCCAAAAGUCACUGUAGUGUGUGGACAUUCCCUUUACCCAAAAGUCACUGUAGUGUGUGGACAUUCCCUUUACCCAAAAGUCACUGUAGUGUGUGGACAUUCCCUUUACCCAAAAGUCACUGUAGUGUGUGGACAUUCCCUUUACCCAAAAGUCACUGUAGUGUGUGGACAUUCCCUUUACCCAAAAGUCACUGUAGUGUGUGGACAUUCCCUUUACCCAAAGCCACUGUAGUGUGUGGACAUUCCCUUUACCCAAAAGCCACUGUAGUGUGUGGACAUUCCCUUUACCCAAAAGCCACUGUAGUGUGUGGACAUUCCCUUUACCCAAAAGCCACUGUAGUGUGUGGACAUUCCCUUUACCCAAAAGCCACUGUAGUGUGUGGACAUUCCCUUUACCCAAAAGCCACUGUAGUGUGUGGACAUUCCCUUUACCCAAAAGCCACUGUAGUGUGUGGACAUUCCCUUUACCCAAAAGCCACUGUAGUGUGUGGACAUUCCCUUUA
Molecule: messenger RNA, 4245 nt
Organism: Oncorhynchus gorbuscha (pink salmon)
Lineage: Eukaryota; Metazoa; Chordata; Actinopteri; Salmoniformes; Salmonidae
Gene: sh3gl3a
Product: SH3-domain GRB2-like 3a
Exons: 10
Coding region: 122-1174 (350 amino acids)
Biological process (GO): synaptic vesicle uncoating; endocytosis
Cellular component (GO): cytoplasm; presynapse; glutamatergic synapse
Molecular function (GO): protein binding
Source: RefSeq, a predicted model, not a curated record